CAAAAAAAAUGUCAGUUAGCCACAAGAGAAAAUAUAGCACACCAUUCUUGCCUACAAAUAAAUAGACAUUAUACAAAUCAUGACAUGUGCGGGCCAAAGGCCACAAUAGUCAAGUGUUUCUGGGAGAUGUAGAGCAUCUGAGUGCAAUCACAAGCUACAGAUGGAAGCAGGAGGAGGUCAAAUGUACCGACUGUUAAAAAACAACUGGUGCAAAACACACAAGAAAUUGAAUUGUGGAAUUUGCUACAUCGCUUCACUACGAGCACUGCUAUUAGUUAUUUACAGAUAAAGUUGAGCUUUCACAGUGAUAAGACAAAAUCAUUGAUGUGUUGAAAAAGUGGUGCUUAUACAGGGUGAUCAUUUUUUUACAGAAUUAAACAAAAAUCGCCUGUGGCAGGUAGCAUAAUUCUUGUCCUUGAGCUGGAUUAUUGGAAGAGGCGGACAUUACUACCACUAGAAAUCGAAACACAUAUUCAACUAAUGAUCGAAAAUUCACUAAUUAACUUCUUAAUUACUUUACGGCACAUAUUGCAAUUGAUUCAAACUUAAAACGCAACAUCAUGAAUGUACAAGUUGUACAGCCUAUUGAGAAAUAUCCAAAUAAUUUCUUUCCGCGCUGAUAGCUGCUGUGGGUUUAAUACUUCCGGGCUACAAAGCAAUAUUAAAAAAAAAUACUGCAUGAUUACGUGCAGCGACAUUAGUGCCCUCAAACAUUUUACCAAUGAAGGAUUGACACUGCAUGCAGACGGAAGGCAUGAACAAGCUGCAAAAAAAAAAAAAAAAAGAUAGGCGAUGGCCCACACACACAAACAAACCAGCACCGCCAAAACCUCCAUGCCCUUUACAAUGUAAACAGCAAAAACACUGGCAGAGCUUCAAGAAUGACCCUGCGUUAUUUAUUGCAUAUCCCAUCGCUUCAACUAACAAAAUAUCUCAGUAAGUGUGGAAGCCAAGACCAUUGUAUUCUAUACAUCUCAGUUUGCUCAAACCCUGUUCGUGCCAUCAGUCUGCGUGCAGCAUCAAUCAUUCAUGCGUGGCAUGUUUUAUGGCACUAAUGUUGUUGCAUGUAAGCACGUAUUCACGUGUUACUUUUUCAAAUCUAGCACGUUUUCUUUACGCCACGGAAAAUGAGAACCACAGCAGCUAUCAUUAAGUAAAAAAAAUUAUUCGGACAUUUCUCAAUAUAGGCUCUGCAAUUUCUACAUUGAAGAUUUCACAUUUAAAUUAUUUUAAAAGUUGCCUAAUUAAUUAUCGUUAAUUAAUUACUUAAGCUCAUAAUAAAAACAGUACUUUGGGUUGUUCAAGAGGGCAUGCAGCUAACAAUACUAAGUUGGUUGCAUUCUUGUAACUCACACAUAGUUUUUUAAAAUUUUGGACCAACUUAGCUUAAACACCCUGUAUAAUGUAGACACUUUGGAAAGGUAACAACAGAAAAAAAUUUCAACUCCUUACGAAGGUUUCUGUGGUGACAAAUUCAUAUCAGGCACGGCAAAGCAUUCCAUUAACUUCAUUUAACCUAGCAAAGCUUUCCCUUUCAGGAAUGCUGAAAUGAAGAUAUUAAGUGCAAGAUAUGAUCCCUAUGAACACAAGAUGAUUAUACACUUUUCUUUUGGUAGUAUUACGAGUCCUAUCUACUAGAAUUGGAAAGCCAUAGUGGGCACUACUUGAAGAUGGCCCCUACAAUGAGGAAUCGCCUAUCUUUCACCUGUGUUUGGACACACAAGCCUGGUGAUGAUGUUGAAGCAUUUAUGGCAGCAUACAGGCAGUUCUUUGAAGUACACAAGGUAGAAGCAACGUUGAACGUUGGGCGAUGUCGGCAGCAGAAGACGUACAAGAGUGACUGUGAAGAUCCAAUCUGGCUGGUUGACAUCAGCCUUAAUCUAUACUCACGAAAGGAUGAAAAUCAGCUUGAGUCAUUGAGUACACAAAUAGCUCGACGGUGGUGCACAAGUGGACUACAGAAUGAGAGGAUGUCUAGGUACUUGCAGUGGCUGCAACCUGACCGCAAAUUUGGCUUUUGGCAUGGCUGGUAUCCUAUUGAACAGGACAUCAAGAUGAACUCCAUAGCAUUUGGCACAUUUGUUGGCCUGAACAUGUUUGCCGAACGUCAUGCCAUAGUCAGUAACUCCACUGGCAAAGGCUACAACAUAGACUGCACAUUCAAGCAUGGUGAGAUGACUAUGCAGGUGUUCAUUGAGUUAAGCCAUUGCAUGGAAACGAUAGAUCUCUACCGGCUAAGCAUGUCUUACGACAACAUCUUUCGUGUGGUUGUGCAUGACCCCGACAAUGGGUCCACGGAUGUAUUUCUUCAUGUGCACACUCUUCCCUUGUUUCACAAGGCAGUAGACAGUAUGAGUACUUUUCAUUCUAUUCUUUCACUUGCCAAAAGAUCAAAGUCUCAAGAUCAGAUCGACUUCCAGAGAACUUUGAAGAUUGGAUGCGCGCAGUGCGGUCAAAUUUUAGAAAGCAGAGACGUGGGCGGUUGUUUUGUCAUCAGGCUGAGCUUCAACGACAGGCACAAGGCGCGGCGCACUGUUGGCCGCCUAAGCCGUAGAUGCAAGAGAACCCAAUUUGUUUUUGCGCCCGUAAAAACUCGUCCCAUUGGCAGAAAAGCUGAGGAGUUAAGGCAGCAGUUGUGCUCAAGGAUCAUGCCCAAGCUCAAGUUUGGGUGCUGCUAUGCACUCAAUGCCCUCAUCCAAAGGAGUGAUGAUAUUAUUGUGCAGCUGAUGCUGUUGGAGAAGUGUGAACUGGACACUCUCUUGAGGGACCUGGAAUCGUACGCAUCUCAAAAUGAAGGUGCUCUUGAAGAGGUCCUGUUUAGCAUUGGCACUGCUCUUGAGAACCACAGCAAUGUCACCUUUGCUGUUGUCUUGCCUGAACUGUUCAAAAAGUUCUGCAAAACAUAUCUGCCCACUAACGUGCCACGGGGCUCCUGCCUUGUUCGACGACUGUUUGUGACACCAUCUCGCAUCUUUUUCUUGCCACCUGCUCUGCACGCUGAGAACAGAGUGAUACGCAGGUUUGAUGUGGACUAUGCUCUUCGAGUCUUCUUCCGUGACGACCAUUUCGAACUUUUGUCAUAUACCCUGGGAUCUCAUGACAAGAGGCGUGAGAUGCUGAACGAAGUGGUUGGUGGCUUCCUGCGGGAUGGCAUCAAGAUUGGUGCCCGUCACUUCAGGCUUCUAGCCAGCUCUGUAAGCCAACUUCGAGACCACGGAGUUUGGCUCUAUGCAAAUGACUGUCAUGGAAAUUCAGUGGAAUCCAUACGGGCUUGGAUGGGGGACUUUGAUGCGAUCCCCAGCAUUGCAAAGAAGAUAGCACGGAUGGGCCAGUGUUUUUCGACAACAGAAGAGUCUGUCAUUGUGCCUCUUCAUGGCGAAACUAUGCAGGAUGCACCAGAUAUUGAAGGCGGCGUGCACCCCAUAUCCGGGAAGCCCUAUGUCUUCUCAGAUGGCAUUGGCAUCAUCUCCGAAUCCCUCAUGAAAAAGGUCUGUGCAAAGCUGGACAUGGUGCACGUUCCAUCUGCCAUCCAGAUUCGCUAUGCAGGCUACAAAGGCAUGCUGUGUGCAAAUAAUGCUCUACAGGGUGACCAGCUCAUUCUGCGCAAAAGCAUGAACAAGUUUGCCUGUGUCACAUCAGCCAGCAUUGAGGUUAUCAAAGUGUCUGCCCCCUCACCAGUGUUCCUAAACCGUCCUUUGAUCACCAUUCUGGAGCAGCUGGAUGUUCCCCGGCGGGUUUUCUUGCACUUGCAGCAGAACAUGCUGCUUCAGCUGUGCAAUGCCCUUAUCAACGAUGGUGCAGCCCUGCGAGCACUUGGCACCUACGCAAACACCAGCCUGCCUUUUGCCAAGCUACACGUGAAUGGGAUAUCCCUGAGUCAAGAGCCAUUCACUCGCUCAAUGAUACUGGUUGUCUACGAGAGCAUAAUUGCUGGGCUAAAGGCAAAGAGCCGGAUUGCCAUUCCUCCAGAGAAGGGCCGCAACAUGCUGGGUGUUCUCGACGAGACUGGCACUCUCGAGUAUGGCCAAGUGUUUGUCCAGUUUACACAUAUGGGUGUUGACCUCCAUAAUGGGGCACCAAACUCUAGUGACAGCAACAGAGGUAGCACCCAAGUGCUCACAGGUACCGUGCUGGUGACCAAGUGCCCCUGCCUGCACCCCGGUGAUGUGCGCAAGUUUGAGGCAGUUGAUGUGCCUGCCUUGCACCACAUCAGAGAUUGCAUUGUGUUUCCAGCCAAAGGCCCCCGGCCUCACCCCAGUGAGAUGGCUGGUUCAGACCUUGACGGUGAUGAGUACAUUGUGAUUUGGGAACAAGACCUCUUCUUUCUCGGACCAAACAGAGAGCCCAUGGUGUUCAGCGACACUUCUGUCGGAGCUCCCUCAACUGGAGACCUGGACAGUGACGUCAUUCAGUUCCUGUGCAAGUACAUCCUUAAUGACAGUGUAGGUGUCAUGUCUAAUGCACACCUGGCCUGGGCUGACCAGCUUCCAGCUGGCAUUUUCUCUUCCACCUGCCUUGCCCUUGCCGAGAAGAUCUCUACCUGCCUCGACUUUGCAAAGACUGGCAUCUCUGCAGAACUCAGUCGACAGGAACGAGUCCAGAAGUAUCCUGAUUUCAUGACCAAGAGGGGAAUCAAGCCCACUUACCGGUCUGCAAGGGUACUGGGAGAGCUCUACCGCCUCAACAAGACACUGAUCAGCAGCACUUAUCACACAUUUAUCGCGACUGAUUUUCACUGCAACCUGUUUAAUUAUCCUGGAUGGCAGAAGCACCGGCAUGCCGCAGAGAAUGCCCGGGAUCUUUACGAGUUUAUGAUGCUGAAGAUCAUGGAUCAGUAUGGCAUUGAGAGUGAAGCUGAAGUGGUAGCAGGGGUCAUUAACAGUGUCUCUCGCUACAACAAGAGCAAACAAGACAAAACUAGUGUGAAAACCCUGGUCUCUAAGCAAUACCAGGAGGUCACUGAAGUAAUACAGAAGCAGUUUCUUGUGGAUGUUGAGGCAGCGUCUCGGCAAGGUCAAAGCCAGCGGACAACGUUGCUGGAGAUGGCAUCUGCCUGGUAUAUGGUGACCUGCAGUGAUGAGCAGGUCAAGGAGCACAGCUUAGGGCUUCCUUGGUGCAUCACAGACAGCCUGUUGCUGCUAUUGAAAGAACGAAGCGAUGCAAAGCCGACAGACAAGCCAGUGUCACAGAACUUGUUGGCUGCAAAGAUUAAUCAGCACAUCUAUGGUCGUUCGCCCCAGGAUGACGCAUUUGACAUGCUGUGUGCCUGGGCACGUAAGGAAGAUUUGUUAUGCGAUACUGUUACAAAGGCUUCCCAGGUUUGUAUGUCAUGCUUCAAGGGGGCUUUCCGGCAAUUUGUGUCUAGCGGCCAAUGUUCAACUGAAGCGCCUGUAGUACCGAGCUGCGUCGCGUCUCAGGGAGAUUCGGCGAAAUGUGGGCAGACUGCUGGCGACUACGUGAGUGGGUUUCUUCGCUACCUUUCCAUGGCACCGACAGGGCUCCCACUCUGCAAUGAGUGCUGCUCACCUUCUGGUCAAGUGCACAAGCUGACAUUGGCAGCUUUGCACCGUUACUCUAGGCUGGCUGUAUCGAGGGACAUCUGCUGUUUUGAUCUUCCUUGUGACCCCGAGCUCCACGACAAUACAGAGGACAUACAAGAAUCUGAUCCCAUCCGGAUAAAUAUUCAAGACACUCGGUUCCUGGCCAUGCUGCGGGAGCAGGAAGACUUGGUGAAGCAACUGCUUUGCCGGUGGUCGGGUGUGGAGGAAGUGAACAUCAGCCUCCACAGCUACCGUUCGCGCAAAUACUAUUAUUUCAUUGUCUCGGCGGUUGGGCGCCAGUGGCAGCUGUGUUGUUUCGAUGAACUGAUAGCGCAGCCAUGGCUUGAGUAUGCCAUCAUAAACAGGAGGCUGGGUUAGCCUACAACUUGGCUCUGACUUAUUUUCUUACUCUAUGAGCAUUCUGGUUACUGCCAAAUAAAGGGCUAGAGAAUGGCCCUGUUCUAGAUUAGCCACUCUCCUGACUGUGCCCUUCCUUCCCUGUAAAGGUUCUUUGACUUGACUCUAGCGUGCACGCAUACAUGAUUUGUAGAUAGCUGUGCAAACAUUCCGCAGCACUAGUCGGAUAUUUAUUGCAGUGUCAGAACUUCAACCAUGAUGUGCUAUAAAUUUAUUAGUGAAAUUUACAUACAUCAGACUCUGGGAAUAAGGCGGCACUUGGCUGCUUAUUAUGAAGCUCAACUUGAUACAAGAGACU
Messenger RNA from Dermacentor silvarum, 6255 nucleotides. RefSeq lists its product as uncharacterized. Gene Ontology annotation, biological process: siRNA processing. Gene Ontology annotation, molecular function: RNA-directed RNA polymerase activity. NCBI's taxonomy places the organism in Eukaryota, Metazoa, Arthropoda, Arachnida, Ixodida, Ixodidae. The transcript has 10 exons. Bases 1671 to 5918 code for a protein of 1415 amino acids. The record is from RefSeq and is a predicted model, not a curated record. Gene Ontology annotation, cellular component: nuclear RNA-directed RNA polymerase complex.